Molecule: messenger RNA, 1222 nt
Organism: Paecilomyces variotii
Lineage: Eukaryota; Fungi; Ascomycota; Eurotiomycetes; Eurotiales; Thermoascaceae
Exons: 1
Coding region: 284-1003 (239 amino acids)
Biological process (GO): protein import into nucleus
Cellular component (GO): cytosol; nucleus
Molecular function (GO): nuclear import signal receptor activity
Source: RefSeq, a predicted model, not a curated record
CGGGGAUGGAUGCCUUUCGUCACCGGUCGAGCUUUACUUUCUUUGCGCUUCCAUCUCUGACGCGCCAAAAGAUCUUCGCACAAUUUUGUUGUCCUCCUGGUAAACUUGUCCGCCCUUUUAUAACAAUUGAAUCUCUUGUGACAUAGCUCAUGAGAUAUCUGAUGGUUACACCCAACAUCGAAUUCAGCUCUGUCUGUUAGACUAUUACUCCAAUUGAGCCUUGCGCAGUGCCCCGCCAUCAGCAAACAAAGCACCCAUCGCAAGGCAGCUCUAAGCCCCAGCCAUGUUCUCCGUUGUCAUUCCAGGCAGACCAUGUCUGACUGAUAUCUCCACUAUCGAUCCUCAACCGAACGGACAAGCCACAAAAUUCGCUUUCACUUUCCCUUCCAAUCCUCGCUUCGCUCAUGUCGCUGUCUUCUUCCUACCAGGCACGGUCCUACCACCGGACACAGCCGCUGCAAUCUACAUCCAGCUGCCAGAGUCGAAUCCCACACCUAAUGGGCCGCAGUUCAAGUUCCUUGGGGCGAUAGCAAACGAAAAGCCGUCAGCGAUCUUCAGGGUCAGGUCGAGUGAGCCUUCAGACCAGCCUCGGCGGUCAGAAGCAGAAGAGCAAGACGAGAUGCUGGACGAGGGAGCGAGCAACUUAUCAGGUGGACAGUCAAUGGGAGGAACGGUGGUACUGGGUAUUUCCGUCGAGCCAGUUCAGAGCGUUGCAGCUCAGCUGGCUGAACUCCGUGCCCGAGGAAACCCGACUGCUCCUUCGACCGCGCUGGUGCGACAGUCGCCUGAACAGCAGCGACAAAACAAACAAGUCACUACGAAGGUCCUUGCGCAGCGGAUUAUCGGGAAUGCGUUCAACUUCCUGGCGAGCUUUGCGGAGUCGAGUCCACAAAAGGGGGAGGAGGUGGUGCCUCUCAAAGCCUUCCGGGACUGGUGGUCGAAAUUCGAACGGCGUAUUGAUAUGGAUCCUACGUUCUUAGAAAAAGAGGAUCCCAAUGCUUGAUGUUGGGGUUCCCUAUGUGAUAAAAUAUGCUGCAAGUGCGUGAAGUUACUUGCUUACGCACCGGUUGAUGAUUCAUGUAUACUAAUAUUUGUGCGGAGUUUGCCAAAAGACUAUUUUCUCUUUGAUGACUACCCUCUUAGUUAACGAUAUCAGACUAUGGACUCGUGGGUUUACCAAAACAUUGCUGCUUCUGGACAUGGCCGAAAGAAUAGAUACAGU